This is a messenger RNA of Heterobasidion irregulare TC 32-1, 984 nucleotides long. RefSeq lists its product as uncharacterized. Gene Ontology annotation, biological process: cytoskeleton organization; cell surface receptor signaling pathway. The transcript has 3 exons. Gene Ontology annotation, cellular component: cytoplasm. Lineage: Eukaryota; Fungi; Basidiomycota; Agaricomycetes; Russulales; Bondarzewiaceae. Gene Ontology annotation, molecular function: protein binding. The annotation marks the transcript as partial. The record is from RefSeq and is a predicted model, not a curated record.
CAGCGCGCGCUCAUCCUCGAUUAUCUAUGUCACAACUGUUAUACUCGCACGGCCCGAGCUUUUGCGAGAGAUAGCACCGUCCAGCAUCUGAACGCGGAUGGUGAUGAAGUGAUCCGGCCGAAGGGAGAAGGGGAUUCUGUCGGCAUCACAGACGAGGAUCUAGAACAGGUCGAAUUGCGGCGAGAGGUGCAACAGAAGUUGCUCUUGGGUGAUGUAGACAACGCGACGAGCCUGCUGAACGAGCGCUACCCCUCCGUGCUUUCCACCUCAAAACUGCCCCCACCUGGGUCACCUCGCAUCCUAGACCCACACAUCAAAGUAUCCUCUUCUUCAUUCAUCAACAUUCGUUCUAUCACGCCCUCUUCUGUCGACCCAUCCAUCCUCGCGCUUGAACUCCGCUUCCUAGCGUUCAUCGAAACUGCUCGCACAGAACCACUCCCCCCGCCAGCCCAGUCUCAUCUCAAUGCGCCCGAUUCACGACCAGCCUCCCCCAAUUAUCUUCGCAAUGGCAGACUAGACGUAGAUCCCGAUGAGCGCCUGCUCCAACUGUACGAAUCUGCCCGUGCGCUGUACGAAUUCGUGCAAGAACUUGAAAAUCCUGAGCAGCGUGCAGACUACCAAGAGCCGCUGGAGCGCAUAGGCAGCCUCAUUGCGUACAAAAUUCCAGAGAAGAGUCCCGUCAAAUUCUACAUGGAGCAGGCGCGAAGAGAUUCCGUGGCAGAUCAGAUAAAUAGUGCUGUUCUGUUUAGGAUGGGUCGUCCAGCACUCUCAUACCUGGAGCUGUAUGUUCGAUACACGACAGUUGUCUGGAAAUUCUUGAACGAGUUGAAUGUCAAAGCUCCCGCUGCUGCCAAUGUGCCUCACGGAGUCAAAUUGCCUCCGCGGCGAAGAAGCACUGUUGGUGCGACUAGCUCACCCUCAAAAGACCCUUUCGUUGAUAAGGACAAUCCUGAAGUAAGGGCAGCUCUUGUUCGAAUCUUGUAG